UAUAUUUCAAUUUAAGGGAGAAAACAGCUUCUUUCUAACAAGCUGUUCACAGGAAACCAUUUUCUUGUGCUAUAACUUUACAGCUACCCAGCUGCUCACGACUUCACUAUUAAAGUUUACACCAAGAAGAACAUGUCAUACCUGUCACCUGUACAGAUUAUUGGUGGACAAGGAGGUGGUUCCUUUAACUUCACUGGUACAGACACUGGAGCCACACUGAAAAAGAUAUGGGUGUGGGUAGGAGGCUGGCAGGUGAAGGCUAUAAAGGUUUGGCUUACUGAUGGUCAAUUCAAACAAUUUGGAAAUGCUUCUGGGAAUUUUACUGAAUUUCAGUUUGAAGAUGGAGAGUUUUUUACCUCACUUUCACUGUGGGGAAAUGGAGCUGGAACACGUCUAGGUGCCAUCAAAUUCAAGACAAAUCGCUCACGAGAAUUUUUUGCACAUAUGACUGAGUGGGGUCUUAAAACAGAGUACCCAAUUGAUAUUGGUUCUGGAAUUUGCUUGGGAAUUGUAGGAAAUGCAGGUGCAGACAUUGAUUGCUUAGGAUUUGUAUUCAUCAACACUAUCAAGUCUACUGUAUUGACCAAUCUCCAGUAUCCCACCCUUCAUCAAGCCAUUCCGCAAGUUAAUACGGAAGAAAUCAAAUCUCUGUCUUACCAAAACAGGUCCGAUGUCCCUCAGUCAUACAAAAUAGAAACUUCAAAAACAAUAACUAAAAAAUCGUCAUGGUCUGUGGCUAACAAAAUGGAAGCAACCUUUAGUAUAGAGGUGCAAUCAGGAAUUCCAGAGAUUGUGGAAGUGUCUGCUGGGUUUAGCUUCACAAUGGGAGUAGAAAGUAAAUAUGGCUUAGAGAAUUCAGAAGAGAAAACUGAGCUUCUGUCUUUUCCUGUCCAAGUUCCUCCAGGAAAAACUGUGGAUGUUGCCAUCACAAUUGGUAGAGCCACUGUGGAUCUCCCGUACACUGGCACAGUGGAAAUUACCUGCUACAAUGGCAGUGUUCUGAAGUUUAAUACCAGAGGUAUCUACAAGGGCCUCGCUUACACUAAUGCAAAAACAGUUGUGACUGAAUCCUGAAACAAUAUGCAGUAGACCAAAGCUCUCAGGUUGAAAUAUAAAGGGGAAUGUGAAUCAGAAUAACAGAUUAAUCUUUAAUAUCAUUUUGGAUUCGUCUUGUAUAUUUACAUUGUGAUUUUAUUGGGGGAGUUUUUAAAAUUCACUUGCAUUAUGUUUUAUAUGUGGUGUUUUCUUUUAUUUUUUUCAGUUUUAUCUUUUCUUGAGACAUAUUCCAUAUUGAAUGUAGAUUAAUAAGAAAUUUUUACUUGUAAAGUAGACAGGCAAACCAAAAGAUGAUUUACAUAGAUCAUUUUACUUCUAUGUGGGAGACCUCUCCUUGUUUGUUGCUCUUUUGAUCAAAUUGUACAUUUCCUCAAUAAAAUUCAGAACUGGAAA
Messenger RNA from Lepisosteus oculatus (spotted gar), 1449 nucleotides. RefSeq names its product aerolysin-like protein. NCBI's taxonomy places the organism in Eukaryota, Metazoa, Chordata, Actinopteri, Semionotiformes, Lepisosteidae. The record is from RefSeq and is a predicted model, not a curated record.